Molecule: messenger RNA, 2441 nt
Organism: Eupeodes corollae
Lineage: Eukaryota; Metazoa; Arthropoda; Insecta; Diptera; Syrphidae
Gene: Lim3
Product: LIM/homeobox protein Lhx3
Exons: 7
Coding region: 389-1603 (404 amino acids)
Biological process (GO): neuron differentiation; regulation of transcription by RNA polymerase II
Cellular component (GO): nucleus
Molecular function (GO): RNA polymerase II transcription regulatory region sequence-specific DNA binding; DNA-binding transcription factor activity, RNA polymerase II-specific
Source: RefSeq, a predicted model, not a curated record
CUACGCGAUGAUCAUUUUGAAAUGCGGAACUAAGAGUAUGUCAAUGGUCAAGCUUACGGGUUAAAAACGGCCAAAUACAUGUAACAAAAGAAAACGUUUUUCUUUACGGUUCGGUGAUUUAUCUCUAUACCUACCUACGUUUUUCCGUGGAUUAUUGAAUAGUGCAUAAAGUUUCUGCAGAGAAAGUGAUAUAAUCUAUCAAAUCGUUUUAAUUACCUGCUUAAUAAUUGUUUGAAAUAUAAGCAAAUGAAAAAUCGAUGAUAUGGAUACCUUUACUACAGCAUCAUCUAGAAUAAUGUUUACAAAUUCUACUUUACCAGAAACUGAAUGUUUUUGUUUUUUAAUUUAAAGCUUUUUAGCUUAUUUUAAAGAAAUUUUUGAAACUACAAUGGAACUUUUAAAGUUAAUGAUGUAUAAAAGUGAAUUUUUAAGUAGUUGCAAGAGUGAAGAGCGGGUUCCGCCAAUCAAUUUGGAUCAGUUACCAGUGUUUUUGCUCUCUACCAUUCCGAAAUGCGGAGGCUGUCAUGAGCUGAUACUGGAUCGAUUUAUUCUAAAAGUUCUUGAAAGGACGUGGCAUGCGCAAUGUUUACAAUGUAGUGAGUGUAGAGCCCAACUCAACGACAAAUGCUUUGCUCGAAAUGGCCAAUUAUUUUGUAAAGAUGACUUUUUUAAAAGAUAUGGAACUAAAUGUUCAGCAUGUGAUCUGGGUAUACCACCUACACAAGUCGUCCGGAGGGCACAGGAUAAUGUUUACCACCUUCAAUGUUUUCUUUGUGUUAUGUGCUCGAGGACAUUAAAUACUGGUGAUGAAUUUUACUUAAUGGAGGAUCGAAAGUUGGUUUGUAAACGUGAUUAUGAAGAAGCCAAAUCGAAAGGACUCUAUUUGGAAGGAUCACUGGAUGGAGAUCAACCAAAUAAGAGACCUCGCACCACUAUUACAGCAAAACAAUUAGAAACACUUAAAAAUGCCUACAACAGUAGUCCGAAACCUGCCCGCCACGUACGAGAACAACUAUCUCAGGAUACCGGCCUUGACAUGAGGGUUGUGCAAGUUUGGUUCCAAAAUAGGAGAGCAAAAGAAAAACGACUGAAAAAGGAUGCGGGUCGUACUAGAUGGAGUCAAUAUUUCCGAUCGAUGAAGGGUGGUGGUUCCCCGCGAACUGACAAGUUUCUAGAUAAAGACGAGUUAAAAGUGGAUUACGAUAGUUUUAGUCACAACGAUCAAAGUAAUGACAGCUAUAGUACCGUUAAUCUAGGACUUGAAGAAGGUGCUUCUCCACACAGUGUAAGAGGUUCAUACACUCGUGGAAGCGGAAGUCCACACAUCUAUCCACCCAACCACUCACCUCCAGCAAUUGGAUCUGGGCAUUCUUUUGGAUCAUAUUCAGACAACAUUGUUUAUACGCAUUUAGGUCAUUCUGUGAAUUCAGCAGCAAAAACUUCUGGAAAUCUUCAUGUGAUUCCUGCAAGUGGUAUAUCAGAUUUGAGUAAUGACUCCAGUCCAGCACAAGGUUAUCCCGAUUUUCCUCCUAGUCCUGACUCAUGGCUGGGUGAUUCAACUAGUGCCAAUGCAAAUUCAUCAACACCCGCUGUGCAAUACUGAUAUACAACUAUAAUGGCAAUGCUUAAAGUCUCACGCACUAGCCUAUCCUCAUCUCGAUCAUGUAGCAUGUAGAUUACCUAAUAUGGACAUUGAUCUUUGACUUUCUUUUUGGGGAAAUUUCUCGAAAAUUAUUUAAGAAUUACAACAUUUAAUUUUAUCAUUGAAGGAGAUUUAUGAUAAUGAAAUUAUAGAUAUAAUUGAGUGUUUUAUCUUUUACCUGUUGACAAACUUUUGUAAGCUAAAAAGUUCUAAUCAAUACUCUUUAAUCCUUUUCAUAACAAUAGCAUAGACAUUCUGAUUCUAAUUAUCGACUUUUACAAAGUUUUCUUUUAUUAUUAUUAUUUUUUAGUAUAUGCAUUUCAAAACCUUCAAAUCUUCAUACAGUUUUCAAGUUAAGAAACAUUUAUCUCCUUCCAAAUAUUUGUGAUUUAUGGAAUUCAAACACCUUGUGUUCUCAUUCUCGAUCGUUGAAGUACAUUAUGUGUGAAUAGUAAAAAUAAUUGUAGCGUACAAAUAAUAAUUUAUUUUUGUGUUUAAAACAAAACAAAAAAUUAAUUUUGAUUUGUCUUUACAAAUGUUAAGAUUAAAUCUAGUUCCUUUUUAAGUGUUAAACAUAAUUAAGCCGUUUAUGGUUUAUUGGUCAUACAAAUCUGUAAGAAAACAAAUAAAAUAGUUGUAUAAGAACUAUUACUUAAAGUAGGUAUACAAAAUAACAAGUUUUGCUUUAAAUUAACAUUAGGUACAUUAAGAAAGAAAGAAUGAAUGCAUGUAUAUUUAUUAAAAAACAAAAAACCAAAUAAACUAAAAUAAUUAAAACCACUGUGACAUAAAACUAAUG